AUGGACGACAACUUCGCGGAGUUUGUUAACUAUCUCGACCGCCACGAAGAAAUAUUGAGCGGGGCAGCGUUUUCAUACGCGUCACUGCCACGGCGAGUGCCCAGGGAUCGCUUGAAUCCCAUGGAAGUGUACGACGAGUACGAGUUUUUGUGCCGCUUCCGAUUCAGCAAAAGUGCCGUCCAGCAGCUGCUCGCUAUGCCGCAUCUGCGGGAUAACACCGAUGGACGUGGGCUCCCUGUGCCGCCUCUCCUGCAGCUGCUCAUCACGCUACGUUUCUAUGGAGCCGGCACAUUUCAAAUUGUGACUGGCGACCUAGUGAAUGUUUCCCAGCCGACGGUGUCGCGGGUGAUCGAGCGCGUAUCCACUAUGACCGCCAGGAGUCUCUUUCCUGCGCUUGUGAAGUUCCCCAGCGCUUCAGAAGUGAGCGGUGGGAUGCAAGCAUUUUACCGGAUUGGGAAGUUUCCCGGUGUUAGCGGGUGCAUUGACUGCACCCAUGUGCCAAUUAAGAGCCCCGGUGGUGACCACGCCGAGGUGUACCGUAACCGGAAAGGAUAUUUUUCGAUAAAUGUCCAGUCAACAUGA
Molecule: messenger RNA, 582 nt
Organism: Dermacentor silvarum
Lineage: Eukaryota; Metazoa; Arthropoda; Arachnida; Ixodida; Ixodidae
Product: putative nuclease HARBI1
Exons: 2
Coding region: 1-582 (193 amino acids)
Source: RefSeq, a predicted model, not a curated record